AGACAUGUGUCAGCAAGUCCAACAGCCUCGUACUCGAUCGCUUUCCUUUUUCAGAUCACCUUACUCAGGCAGGCUUUCCAUUUCCCAUCUCAAUGGCAUUUAAUUCCAAAGUUUAAUAAUACAAAAUAGUUCUACAUAUUAGCUAUGUCGUCUCCAGAGAAUACAAAAAGGGCUUUCCGCAACAAAGAUAAGGAGGAUAAACAAGAUGAAGAAAAGGGUGGAUUUGUUGAGAAAGUUAAGGACUUGAUCGAAGAUGUUGGUGAGAAAAUUGAGGAAAAAAUAGGAUUUUGGAAACCAACUGCAGAUGUCACUGCAGUUCACAUUCCUCAUAUCAAUCUUAAAAAGGCUGAAUUAGUAGCUCAUGUGUUAGUGAAGAAUCCAAACCCCAUUCCAAUCCCUCUCAUUGACAUAAAUUACUUGAUCGAGAGUGAUGGAAGGAAACUGAUUUCUGGAUUGAUCCCUGAUGCUGGAACAAUCCAUUCACAUGGUUCUGAAACUGUCAAAAUACCCGUUAAUUUGAUUUAUGAUGACAUAAAAAGCACGUAUCGUGAUAUAAAGCCCGGAAGCAUCAUUCCCUAUAGGAUCAAGGUAGACCUCAUAGUUGAUGUACCUGUUUUUGGCAGGCUGACUCUGCCUCUUGAGAAAACUGGCGAGAUUCCUGUACCUUACAAGCCGGAUAUUGAUCUUGAGAAAAUCCAUUUUGAGAAAUUCUCUUUCGAAGAAACUGUUGCUGUUCUUAAACUGAAGUUAGAAAACAAGAAUGACUUUGACCUGGCGAUUAAUGGACUUGAUUAUGAUGUUUGGCUAUCGGAUGUCAAUAUUGGUGGUGCAGAGCUUGAGAAAUAUACUAAAAUUGGAAAAAAUGGUAUUAGCUACAUGGAUCUUCCUAUUACCUUCAGGCCAAAGGACUUUGGGUCUGCUCUUUGGGACAUGAUGAGAGGAAGAGGUACUGGCUACAGUAUGAAAGGUCAUGUUAAUGUGGACACGCCAUUUGGAGCAAUGAAGUUACCUAUCAGCAAGGAGGGCGGGACAACUCGUCUCAAGAAGAACAAAGAAGAUAGUGGAGAUGAAGAUGAGGAUUAACUGAAGUUGCAAGAGACAAAUUAACUGGCGGGCAACCUUUUUUGGUCCGAUCCAAAUUAAUUUGCUAGAAAGGAGACCCCUGGAGUUAUAUAUCUGUAACUUACUCCAUAUGAAUUCAUAUUUUGCUAGUUGGUUCACAUAUAUAACUAAUCAUUCACUCUUAUCUUUUGUCAUAAAAACAACAACUCAAAGAUAAAUAUAUGCCAUCUAUUCUGAAAGGAAAUCUGUCGGGUUAGGCUCUGCACUGUGUAUUUGAUUACAUAAAGUUUAUUGUCUAGCAUUGUCUUUC
Messenger RNA from Nicotiana attenuata, 1372 nucleotides. RefSeq lists its product as uncharacterized. Lineage: Eukaryota; Viridiplantae; Streptophyta; Magnoliopsida; Solanales; Solanaceae. Gene Ontology annotation, biological process: response to desiccation. Bases 145 to 1083 code for a protein of 312 amino acids. The record is from RefSeq and is a predicted model, not a curated record. The transcript is spliced from 3 exons. Gene Ontology annotation, cellular component: cytosol.